UUUAAUAACUUCUUCUUUGUGUCUAGUCUUGAUUGUCCCUCUCUUUCUUGAAGCUGAUCCAAGCAAAAUAAUCCCUGAGAAUAACUUGUAUAUGGCUCCUGUCUCGUUACCUCCAGGUUUUAGAUUUCAUCCAACCGAUGAGGAGCUGAUUACCUACUAUCUGAAAAGAAAAAUUAACGGUCUAGAAAUCGAACUUGAGGUUAUCGCUGAAGUUGAUCUCUACAAGUGCGAGCCAUGGGACUUGCCAGGAAAGUCCUUGCUUCCGAGCAAAGACCAAGAAUGGUACUUCUUCAGCCCACGAGACCGGAAGUAUCCUAACGGUUCCAGGACAAACCGAGCAACUAAAGGCGGGUACUGGAAGGCUACGGGUAAAGACCGCCGUGUUAGUUGGAGAGACCGAGCCAUUGGAACCAAAAAGACAUUAGUUUACUACCGUGGACGCGCGCCACAUGGUAUUAGAACCGGUUGGGUUAUGCAUGAAUAUCGACUCGAUGAAAAUGAAUGCGAGCCUUAUGCAUACGGCAUGCAGGACGCAUAUGCACUCUGUCGUGUGUUUAAAAAGAUUGUGAUUGAAGCUAAGCCAAGAGAUCAGCAUCGUUCUUACAUCCAUGCUAUGUCAAAUGUGAGUGGAAAUUCGAGUUUUGACCCUUGUUCAGAUCUAGAGAUCAGUUCAACUACUCAUCAAGUUCAAAACGCAUUCCAACCUCAAAUUGGAAACGGACGUUUUAAUUCAAACGCCAGUAACGAAAACUGGUCACAAUACUAUGGUUCUUCUUAUCCACCGUUCCCUACUCCAUAUAAGGUUAAUAAUGAGAUCGAAUGCUCAAUGUUACAACACAAUAUAUGUCUACCACCGUUGCGUAUAGAGAACUCUGCGGUCAGCAAUUACGAUUUCUAUAAUACGAGUACGACUCACAACAACGAUCAUGGCGUUUUGGAGGACUUUACUUUCGCUGCAAGUAACUCCAACCAUUAUAAUAAUACCGUUGGUGAUCACGUGAUCCAUUUAGGCAACUAUGAUGAACCAUUAAUAAUGUCAAAUAAUUAUAUGAACCAGGGUUAUAUCGAAGAGCAGAAGAUCAUAUUGACUUUGGAUGAUAAUGACCAAGAUCUUGGAUUUCAUGGAGACAAUACCAAUAUCAACAUAGAUAUUGAUGACUUCUUCUCGUUUGAUAUGUAUAACGAGGAAAACGUAAAUCGAGUAAAAGGUAACGAAGAAGACGUGAAUAUAAAUGAAGCCGUAGAUUCAUCGGGAUUUGAGGUGGUUGAAGAAGAAAUUAGGGUUAACAACCAAAUGCUCAUCUCGACAUAUCAAACGACGAAGAUUCUAUAUCACCAAGUCGUACCAUCUCACACGUUGAAAGUUCAGAUUAAUCUCAUUAACCACAAUGUGGAAGAGAGAAUAUUGUUCAUUGAAGAAGAUAACGAUUCUUGGGUACAAAGAGCUGAGAAGAUCACGAAGAUAAAACUAAAUCUUGUUAGUUUAAUAGCUCAGCAAUAUUACAAAUAUCUUACGAUUUUUUUCUGAUUUCUUACAAUUACUGAUUUUUAUAUACGCCCUGA
Messenger RNA from Brassica oleracea var. oleracea, 1563 nucleotides. RefSeq names its product NAC domain-containing protein 45-like. The transcript is spliced from 6 exons. Gene Ontology annotation, molecular function: DNA binding. Gene Ontology annotation, biological process: regulation of DNA-templated transcription. Lineage: Eukaryota; Viridiplantae; Streptophyta; Magnoliopsida; Brassicales; Brassicaceae. The coding region runs from base 92 to 1528 and encodes 478 amino acids. The record is from RefSeq and is a predicted model, not a curated record.